This is a messenger RNA of Choloepus didactylus (southern two-toed sloth), 2596 nucleotides long. It is a transcript of the gene GCSAM, whose product is annotated as germinal center associated signaling and motility. The transcript has 5 exons. Gene Ontology annotation, biological process: regulation of B cell receptor signaling pathway; negative regulation of lymphocyte migration. Bases 154 to 621 code for a protein of 155 amino acids. NCBI's taxonomy places the organism in Eukaryota, Metazoa, Chordata, Mammalia, Pilosa, Megalonychidae. The record is from RefSeq and is a predicted model, not a curated record.
AGAGUGAUAACCUUCUCCUUUCGGCUCUCUCACUGGUGGUCAGAGCAACACAGCCCCUUCUUCAAGUCAGGGGCUGCCCUCUCAGAGUACAAAGCAGGCUGAGAAGGAAGUGUCAAAGGGGACUGGAGGCAAGGUGCCGAGGGGACUGAGAAGAUGGGGAACCAUCUGUUGAGGGAAUACAGAUGCUGGGAUUGCCACAUCGCUGAAAGGUGUUUCUGCCUUCCGUGGAAAAGAAUACAUAUUUUUAAAGAGAGACAACAUUCCCAAAAGGAAGAUGAAGGGAUGUCAUCUGCUCCCAUCCAGCAGGAAAAUGCUGAGCAGACUUCCUCGGAGGAACUGUGCUACACCCUCAUCAAUCACAGAGUCCUCACGAGAAGGCCGUCAGGGAACUCAGCUGAAGGGGACUAUGAGAACGUUUUCCCCCAUGCUGAGAGGCCCAGAGAGUCCUGGGGAGGAACUGAGACUGAGUAUUCACUUCUCCGUGUGCCUUCCACCUCUAGGCUGCCACCUUCCCCAGAAGCAGAAUAUGAACUGCUCACGCCCAGUGGAAUCACCCCUCACUCACUGCAACCGCCGUGUCUAUUUAUGGCCCCUUCUCAGACUCAGUUUUCCUAUUUAUAAUGAAGUGGUUGGACCAACAUUUGUUUCACAGCGGUCAACCCAACUGUGAAGCAAAUAAAAGUGGGUGGCUGGGGGGAUUCUGAUUGAAACAGACUUGGAGCACAGAGCCCUUCCAGCUUACCUUCCACAGAGGUCUCUGCAGAGCAUGGUUUACAAACCAGUGGGCCCCUUAGAUCCCAUUCAGCAUCCUGCAUCCAAAGAUCAACUCAAACAGUGAAUACCACUAUUUGAGAUGGCAGCUACCGUCUUUGGCUCUAAGUAGUUUAGGAAAUGGAUUGCUCUUCUCAGCAGUAGGAAGGGCUCUCAGUGCCCUACUGUCUCUUCUCUUCCGAUUCUUACUAUGCAAUGUUAACAAAAUUGUCCCAUGACGUCACUAGGAAUCUUGAUCCAUAAUGCUAAGUGUACCCAAGUACGAGUCCACUUCUUCCACUGUGGUCUGGCUCUUCACUUGUGGCCUUUCAGCUCAGCCCCAAGAUGGGAGCCUGUGGCCUCCCUCUCACUCCAAACUUCCAAGCAGUGUCCUUCCAUGUGACUGUCCUUUGACUCAUUGAACCCAGAUUGAUUAUGGGAGUUGAAUCAGGAGGUUCCAGACCAGGUUCUUGUCAUAAUUUUAACCAUAUAUUAAUUUUUAUAACUUUACAUUUCUUCCUAGAAAUUUCAGUAGGUAAAAGCCUAGCAUCAAAGAAUGAUGAAGUAGAGGGACCUUUCAAGAUGAUCCUCUAAUCCCAUUUUUCUUUUGGCUCAGAGAGUGUAAUUUGCCCAAUGUUACACUGCAAAUUAGUGGCAGACCUUGAACUGCAACUGAGAUAUCCUGGCUUCCAAUUCAAUGCUCUUCCCAUAUAUUACAUAUAAGAACUUCAAUCAUAUGAUAUAGUUAUAUAUUAAAUAGUGUUAUGUAUAAAGUACAGAUAAAAUGACUGUGUGGGAAAACAACACACACACACACACACAUACACACACACACCUUCUCUAGUAAGCAUUCCUCUUCAUGUCCUGAUUAUUUAUUUUCCCUCACCUUUCCUUCAGCUUUCUUAGAAUUAAUGUCUAUCCUCUAAACCAGAUGUCAGCAAACUAUGGCCCACAGGCCAAAUCUGGCCCACCAUCUGUUUUGAUAAAUAAAGUCUUAUUGGAACAUAGCCAUGCUCAUUUGUUUAUCUACUCUCUGUGGCUACUCAACCAUGGGAGAGUUGAUGAGUUGUAAAAGAGAUAUUAGGGCCUACGAAGACAUAAACUAUUUAUUAUUUGGCCCUUUACAGAAAAAAGUUUUGAGGCCCCUGCCCUAAAUGAUCAUACCCAAAGCUAAACUUAAACAAAUAGAAAUUUUGAGGUUACGGAUAUGAACUCAUAAGAUCUGGUGCCAAUAACAUGGUAAGGAAAUAUUAAACCACAUGUGAUAUGAGUCAGGUGAAAACAAUUAGCAAAUUAGAAUGUUUCUAUGUUCAGACCUCUGUUCUCAAAUUACUAUUGUAUGUAAUUCAUGGCCACUGACCUAAUUUAGGGAUGUUAAAAUAACAUUAGGUUUGUUGAGAUAAGCAGUACAUGCAUUAUAUGUUUAAUUCAUGUUUUGUUAUCUUAGCUAAAAAAAAGCUAAAUAACUUUAUUUUAAAUGUGCUAAGAACCUAAUAAGGAUAAACACAGUGGUUUGAUGUUUGAUGUGUCAACUCAGGUUUGUUGAGACUUCAGCCAGCUGACAGUCUUCAGCAAGAGUCAGUCACAUUUUUGUGUCUUGUCCUCUGCCAAAUUCCUAUUCUUAAGACAAGAGAGAGAGGUUUGGAGAAGAGUGUAGAGAUGAAGACAAAUGAAACAAGAGAUGACAUAUAAAAUCUGAAAGACAAAACUGUAGACAGUAGAAAUUAUGUUGAGUGAAAUUAGACAGAAACAAAAGGACAAACACUCUGUGGUCUCACUAAUACAAAGUAACAUUAAUGAGCAAACUUUGAGAGUUAGCAUUGAGAAUACAGGUUAUCAGGGGAUA